Molecule: messenger RNA, 363 nt
Organism: Aspergillus campestris IBT 28561
Lineage: Eukaryota; Fungi; Ascomycota; Eurotiomycetes; Eurotiales; Aspergillaceae
Product: tetratricopeptide repeat protein
Exons: 1
Coding region: 1-363 (120 amino acids)
Molecular function (GO): protein binding
Source: RefSeq, a predicted model, not a curated record
AUGGGUGAGGAUUUCAUAUGGAGCACACUGGCAAGGGUAUACUAUGAUGAAGGCCGGUGGGAAGAGGCCGAGCAGCUUUUCGUGCAGGUGAUGAAGGCUUGCAAGAUAAAGCUUGGCGAAGAUCAUCCCAACACGCUGACCAGUAUGGCGAAUCUCGCUUUAAUUUGGAAAUCUUCGGCUCACAAUGCCGAAGCCAUCCAUCUGCUACGAGAGUGCUUGAUAAAGCAGAAGCAAACACUCGGCCUCAACCAUCCCACCACUUUAUCUAUUUCUGAAAUAUUGUUAAGAUGGGAAACGGAAGCAACACGGGAGACUGAAGGGGAAUGGGAAACGGAUGAGGAGUGGGAAACCGAUAGGGAAUAG